UCAAUCUCUUACACAACCGUGCCCGUUCUUCAUUCUGCCUGCAUCUUUCGCCGGUGUGUUAACUCAACACCUACUGUCUCAUUUUUAACUCCUCAAUCAAACCACGCUUAGGAAAUGAGUGGGGACCAUUCCCACAGCGAGGACCAGAUUAACUGUGGCUCCCGUGUCAAUGACUCUCACAAGCAUAAAGACAAAUAUAAAGACAAAGAACACAAACACAAGGACCACAAGAAGGACAAGGAACGGGAGAAAUCAAAGCAUGGCAGCAGUGAUCACAAGGACUUCUCUGACAAAAAGCAUCGAGACAAGGAGAAGGAAAAGAUGAAGCACAAAGAUGGGAGCACAGACAAACACAAGGACAAGCACAAGGAGAAAAAGAAGGAAGAGAAGAUGAAAUCCCUUGAUGGUAAAGUCAAAAAGGAGAAAGAGAACGGCUUUGCCAGCCCUCCCCAUAUGAAGAUUGAGCCGGAGGAAGACUUUUACCACUCUCCUAAACUUGCGAAGUCUCUAAAACGAGAACGGGAUGAUGACAAUGACUUGGACUUCAAGCCUAAGAAAAUUAAGACUGAGAAUGAUAAGAAGGCUAAAAAAAGAAAACAAGAAGAUGAGUCCAAAAAGACAAAAGAUAAAAAAGCAGAAGUCACUGGAAAAAAGAAAGUAAAGAAAGAGGCAGAAGAAAAGUGGAAAUGGUGGGAGGAGGAGAGGUACACAGAUGGUGUCAAAUGGAAGUUUUUGGAACACAAAGGGCCAGUGUUUGCACCACCGUAUGAGCCUCUUCCUAGCAACGUUAAAUUUUACUAUGAUGGUAAACCUAUGAAGCUCAGCCCAGAAGCGGAGGAAGUGGCAACGUUCUUUUCCAAAAUGCUGGAUCAUGAGUACACGACAAAAGACAUUUUUCGUAAAAACUUUUUUAAAGAUUGGAGGAAGGAAAUGACCUCAGAGGAAAAGGCCAAAAUUACAGACCUAAAGAAAUGCAACUUCACUGAGAUGAGUGAAUAUUUCAAGGGACUUUCUGAAGCCAGGAAGGCCAUGACGAAAGAACAGAAACUGAAAAUCAAAGAAGAAAACGAGCGCUUGUUGCAGGAGUACGGUUUCUGCAUCAUGGACAACCACAGGGAACGUAUUGCGAACUUUAGAAUUGAGCCUCCUGGCCUUUUCCGAGGUCGCGGAGACCACCCGAAGAUGGGCAUGCUCAAACGGCGCAUCAGGCCACAAGACAUCAUCAUCAACUGCAGCAAGAACUCCAAGCACCCUGAGCCGCCUCCAGGCACCAAGUGGAAGGAGGUUCGUCAUGACAACAAAGUGACCUGGCUGGUGUCGUGGACGGAGAACAUUCAAGGAUCCAUUAAAUACAUCAUGCUGAAUCCCAGUUCUAGGAUCAAGGGAGAGAAAGAUUGGCAGAAGUAUGAAACGGCCCGCAGAUUGAAGAAAUGUGUGGACCGCAUCAGAGCUCAGUAUCGUGAAGACUGGAAAUCUAAGGAGAUGAGGGUCAGGCAGAGAGCUGUGGCAAUCUACUUUAUUGACAAGCUGGCUCUGAGAGCAGGGAAUGAGAAGGAGGAGGGGGAGACCGCAGACACUGUCGGCUGCUGCUCCUUGAGAGUUGAACACAUCAAACUGUAUCCAGAGAAUGAGGGUCAGGAAUACGUAGUGGAGUUCGAUUUCCUGGGUAAAGACUCCAUCCGCUACUACAACAAAGUCCCAGUGGAAAAAAGGGUAUUUAAAAAUUUACAGUUGUUUAUGGAGAACAAAGAGCCAGACGAUGACCUGUUCGAUCGUCUGAAUACUUCAGUCCUCAACAAACACCUUCAGGAGCUGAUGGACGGUCUGUCGGCUAAAGUUUUCCGUACUUACAAUGCCUCAAUCACCCUGCAGCAACAGUUGAAGGAGCUCACAAACGAGGACGAGAACAUUCCAGCCAAGAUUUUGUCCUACAACAGGGCCAACAGAGCUGUGGCCAUCCUGUGUAACCACCAGAGGGCUCCACCCAAAACAUUUGAAAAGUCUAUGCAGAACCUGCAGGCGAAGAUUGAUGCUAAAAGGGACCAGCUUGCAAAUGCUAAGAGAGAUCUGAAAGCUGCGAAGGCUGAUGCCAAAGGAUUGAGAGACGACAAGUCCAAAAAGACAGUGGAGACCAAGAGGAAGGCAGUCCAAAGGAUAGAGGAACAGCUGAUGAAGCUGGAGGUGCAGGCCACUGACCGUGAGGAGAACAAGCAGAUCGCUCUGGGCACUUCCAAGCUCAACUAUCUGGACCCUCGCAUUUCUGUGGCUUGGUGUAAAAAAUGGGGCAUCCCUAUUGAGAAGAUCUACAAUAAAACCCAGCGUGAGAAGUUCGCCUGGGCCAUUGACAUGGCAGAAAAAGACUUUGAAUUUUAAAUCCCAGUUUGUGGUUUUAACUAUGAUACACUCAUUUUUUUUAUCGGAUACUUGUUUUUUUCCUUCAGCUUAAAUGAAUUUUGCUCGAUGGCCAGACCUGACGAUUUUCCGACAGUUUGAGCAGAAAAAACAGCUACCAUGUGGUAAUCCAAGGUGAGGCCAUGAGUGUUGUGGGCAGCCUAAACAUCUGAUCUGAGAUCAGGCAAAAAGGCGAACUAUAUCCACAGCUGAGCAUCAAGGCAUAGUCCCAGUAAUUGGAAGACCCUUGUACCUUUUGUCUUGCUCCCUCACUGGGAACAAAACCUGGCAAUGCCUGAACUUUGAACUCUAUGGUCCUAUAGCUACUGUAUUAGCAAAAACAAAAUGCUUUGUAUUUUAUUUUCUUUGUUCACUUGCUCUGUAUUUUAGCCCUCCCAUGUAUUAUUAACGAAUUCUAUAUUUUGAUAGACAAAGUUAAAUCAAAUUAAUUCCUUAAAUACACCCACGCGCCUUUUGAGGAAAUGGAAAUGUGAGCUUGAGGUGUGUGUGUGUUGUGUGAGUGUGUGUUGGGGCUAGACCGUAGACGCUGUCUGUUUUAGGGUGAAUAUUUUAAACUGGACUAUGUUGAAUUGUUUAGCAUGAAAGAUGAUGUCUGGGCAGGCAACGGGGAAAAUACUGCAACCAUGUCAAUAUUUACUUAAGCAGCAGAAUGUGAAUAUUUUGUUUUACAGCCUCUAUCAGGGACUUCUUUUUCAGUGUAAAUGUGAACCAAUCAUUUUAUCAGUUGAGUUGCAAGUAUCCUCUGAUUCUCUCUGCAUAGCCCUGUCUACAUCUGACUUUUAACUUAAUUUUAACAAUUGUUCCAAAAAAAAAAAAAGACUCCCUUACCUGUUACUUGAAGUUAAUACUAUGAUGUAUUUAAAGUCAGUAAAUGGAAAAUGUUUUUCUUCCCAGAAGCGUGUGUGAGGGAUAACAACUUUGCCAAAAAAAAAUCACCAAUCUGUUACAAUUUUAGGCAGGAUUUCAAUCAUGUAAAGAUUGAGGAAAAAGUAUGGUAUGUUUUUAAUGUGAAUUCAGUUCAUUUUAUUCCACUCUUACGAUAGGAACGUUGAUGUAAGUAGCUGUAAAGUCAACAUCCUAUUCUUGUUUUACCUUCGUCAUAGCCUUUGAUUGUUUUCUCUGAGUUUACUGCUCAUUGUAGGUUGAAAAAUGAAUAAAACCCUACAAGUAAAAUGUA
Sphaeramia orbicularis (orbiculate cardinalfish) is the source of this 3589-nucleotide messenger RNA. RefSeq names its product DNA topoisomerase Ia (gene top1a). Gene Ontology annotation, cellular component: chromosome; nucleolus. Gene Ontology annotation, biological process: DNA replication; DNA topological change; chromosome segregation. The record is from RefSeq and is a predicted model, not a curated record. Lineage: Eukaryota; Metazoa; Chordata; Actinopteri; Kurtiformes; Apogonidae. The transcript is spliced from 21 exons. The coding region runs from base 115 to 2373 and encodes 752 amino acids. Gene Ontology annotation, molecular function: DNA topoisomerase type I (single strand cut, ATP-independent) activity; DNA binding.